This is a messenger RNA of Hyla sarda, 2221 nucleotides long. RefSeq names its product beta-1,3-galactosyltransferase 2-like. The transcript is spliced from 4 exons. Lineage: Eukaryota; Metazoa; Chordata; Amphibia; Anura; Hylidae. The record is from RefSeq and is a predicted model, not a curated record. The coding region runs from base 373 to 1458 and encodes 361 amino acids. Gene Ontology annotation, molecular function: N-acetyl-beta-D-glucosaminide beta-(1,3)-galactosyltransferase activity. Gene Ontology annotation, cellular component: membrane.
GUUGGACGAAGCUGCCUGAAGAGGGCAGAGAGGGUGAAGCUGGCAGCACACACUGACUAUAUUGCGAUUCCCAUGGAAAGGAGGAAGCAAACAAGUCUCAUCCUCUGCAGACUCCUCUCCUGUCCGGACGAUCGAUCCACAUACUAAGGGACCUGGAUACUAGCUAUCUUCCUCCAUAUCUGCGUUGCGGGGCCGACUUAGAGCAUGCGAUGGCUUCAAACAGAACGCCGGCUCAGCGAGGCGCAGGAUGGACUCUUGGAACAGUCAGGUAAAACAAAAGAAGAUUUAUUGCUCAGCUUCAUCAGGCAUGACAAGGAAAGUAUGGGUCUCCAGGCAUCGUUGUGAAAAGCAGAAAUACUUGACAUUUCAGCAAUGAUUCUGAGUAAAAGACUCUGCCGCUGUUCAUUGCUGAAGGGGAACACCAAACGCUUAGUGUUCCAUGGCAUCGUGUCGGGAUUUGUAACCGUGGCUUUCCUGUUUCUCAUGUUGUUGUCUGUAAACAAUUAUAAUUGGCUUCCAAACAAAUUUGGAAAUACAGAUAUCCUGAAUUACCUGAAAGGUCAAAAAAUGCAUUUAAUACAGCAAGAGGAACUUGAUUCAGAACAAGAUAGAGAACCUGACAAUAUGUUUCCUGGCCUGUACCACUUUAAAUAUAUUAUAAAUGAACCCAAGAAAUGCCAGAAGAACAGUCCUUUCCUUAUUCUGCUUAUAGCAGUGCAAGCAUGGCAGAGCGAAGCGCGUCAAGCAAUUAGGCAGACGUGGGGAAAUGAAGACUUUGUGCCCGGUAUUCAGAUAGUGAGGUUAUUUUUAUUAGGGAAAGAUGCUACAUCCAAUAUAGAUGUACAACAAGCGCUUGUAAAUGAAAGUCGAAAGUACCAUGACAUCAUACAGCAGGAGUAUCUGGAUACCUACAACAACCUAACACUGAAGACUUUAAUGGGUUUAAGAUGGGUGGCAACAUACUGUCCGCAAAUUCCUUACGUCAUGAAGACGGACAGUGACAUGUUUGUCAAUACAGAGUAUUUAAUAAAUAAACUUCUGAUACCGGACCAACCACCUCAAAAAAAUUACUUCACCGGUUAUUUAAUGAGAGGCUUCUUGCCCAAUCGCAAUACAGACAGUAAAUGGUACAUGGCACCAUCAUUGUAUCCAGGUGAACGUUAUCCUACAUUCUGCUCAGGAACUGGCUAUGUGUUCUCAGGGGACCUGGCAGAGAAGAUUUUUAAGGUGUCCGCCAGUGUCACGUUCCUUCACUUGGAAGAUGUUUUUGUUGGGGUUUGUCUGGACAAAAUAGGGGUCUCACCUGUACCACCACCUAAGGAAUCUGAUUUUAACCACUGGAAAGUUUCUUAUUCUGACUGCUAUUACAACCAAAUAGUCACCACCCACCAAUUUGAGCCUGCUGAACUGAUCAGCACCUGGAAGAGUUUACAGAAAAACAAACAUACCUGUGUCUAAAGACCUUGCUCUGUUAAUAUUUUUACAUUGAUUUGUGCAAAAUGUUCAGUUAUUUUUGUAUAUGUUGUGUGCCAGAUGGGUUACAGGGGUACAAAUACAGACACUUUUUGAAUGUAUUGUGUUUUGAUUGUCUGACUGUAAUGCUCCAACAGGUGUGGUUGUUUUACUUGCUUUGGGCCAAACUUGUGAGUUGCGUAUAAGUGUUCCCAUGGUUUUCACCAUUUAUCCUGCUAAAGGAUGCAAAAGCUGGUUUUAGCUGCAGGAAAGACUGGUCCCAGUUAAGUGGCAGCUGGCUAAGCACUAGAUAUACAGGCAGGUGAGGCACUUAGAUGGAAUAAUGUCAGAUGAAGCAGAGCUGACUAGGUAUAUAGCAGAGCUGAGGAGAGAGCUGGUAAGAACGGCAGAGCUGAGGAGAGACAUAGUCGACAAUCCGGGACAUGAACAAGAGAAGCAGGGUAGAACAAAGGGAUCAGCCUAGGGGCUGAGUCAGGUAACAGGCUGUGGUCAAAUACAGGAACAUUGGUCAGAAACAGGAGAGACACCUUCAUUGUAGACUAACUACACUAUUGCUCAGGUACCACAGGAAGGAAGGAUUGCUCUCUUAUAGGUGGUGCCUGGCAUAGAUUGGAGGACAACAGGAAUAAGGGAUGCACAUAGAUCGUUAAAGAGACUGCCUAUGCACACAUGCGGUCGCUACGGGGUGCACCAGAAACUGUCGCUGCCUGCGACAGUACAGAGAAAGUGGUCCAUAACAAGGCCAAUA